GAUGAGGCACGCACUUGCUUAAUACUCGUUUUUGUAAUUGUUGUUGUUUUACGUCAUAUUGUAAGUGCAGAAGUUGAAGAACACUCUGGAAAGUGUUUCUUUUUUUUUUUUGUAUCAAGAAUAACGUACAGUUUUCACAGUUACAAGCUGAUUGUCACAACUGUGGAAAGAGGUUGAGUUUAAACAAACCCAGCAGAUGCCGUCGAUUAGAAGAUUGAAUGCAGACGACACAUUUGAGGUGUUAAGUAUGUCUGAUGACAGAAGUCCACGUUGGCUUCGGCAGAUAUUUGGUGAUGUCAGUCGACAGUCCACUGGCAAACAGCUGGCUAUAGGGGGUGUCUCAGGCUGGUGUGCAGGUUAUUUAUUCAGUAAGAUCGGGAAAGUAGCUGCUGCAGCGAUGGGAACAAGUAUGAUACUGUUACAGAUUGCACAGUAUAACGGUUACAUCCAGAUAAACUGGAACAGAGUGGAGAGAAGUGUGACUGAAGCCAAGGAGAGAUUCGACCGAGGAAGCACCAGAAAUUUACCAGCAUAUUUUGAAUCUGUUCAUGAUUUUCUCAGACAGAACAUGUUUGUCGCCGGAGGUUUUGCUGGUGGUUUUCUGCUUGGAAUUGCGACAUGACGUCACAGGGGAAUCCUCCUAGUUACUGUCGACUAAUUUAAUGUAUUUGGUUUGAUGUCUUUGCUUUUUUCCAUUUUUGUACAUACCUUAAGUUGUUUGAGAUUUUGACUAUACGGCAUUGUUAACUUGUAGAAAUCGGUGAGUGUUUUCAAGGGAGGCGAUCGCAUAAGGGCGAGCUGGCAAAUAUUUGACAAGUGGCACAAAUCAUGAUGUUAUGAUUAAUAAAUUACCUAAUUAAAUAGGCAAGAAGAACGUGAAGAACUAUCAAGCUACACAGCUUCCUGCUUACCACUUUACAAAACCCCUGAUUAUUUCUGUUGCUUUAUUUUCAUUGUGCCACUUUUAUACCUACUACCGUAUCUCUUUUGUAAACUAGUCAGCUGAACAAAAAAUACCACACAGUUGUCUGCUCAGAUUCUCUGAUAAGCAGGCCUACAGCGUGAUACUCUCAGAUGGCAGUAUUGUUUGCAGGUGAUCUGCAGAGAGGCAAAGAGACAUGACUGUUAAAAUACAUGUACAGAUUAUUUGAAUGCAUAUGUGUAUGUCACAAAUUAACAAAUAAGUAUUAUUCUUAUGACAGUGUAUAUAUAUGCUUGUGUAACAUUUAUUUUUUAAUCUUUCAUGUAUAUAAGGAGUUUUUUCUAUUUGUGCUGAUCAAAUUUAGUAGGGAAUUUUGCUUGUGAAUGUGUGAACAAUGAAUUUUAAUUCUUGUUGUAGUUAAUAUAAAAUUUCUUUCAUGUCCAAGUUAUUCAGUUUGCCUGAUUCAGAAGGCUCUAUGCAUUGCACAU
Molecule: messenger RNA, 1410 nt
Organism: Liolophura sinensis
Lineage: Eukaryota; Metazoa; Mollusca; Polyplacophora; Chitonida; Chitonidae
Product: FUN14 domain-containing protein 1A-like
Exons: 6
Coding region: 197-622 (141 amino acids)
Biological process (GO): autophagy of mitochondrion
Cellular component (GO): mitochondrial outer membrane
Source: RefSeq, a predicted model, not a curated record